This is a messenger RNA of Symbiodinium natans, 2031 nucleotides long. NCBI's taxonomy places the organism in Eukaryota, Dinophyceae, Suessiales, Symbiodiniaceae. The record is from the annotation of a GenBank genome assembly.
AUGGGAACCGUCCAGCCAUUAUCCGCCAUGGCGCUAUGGCUCGAAUGGCAGGCGCAGAAGAAGGUCGAGACAAGGCCCCAGAAGUCUAGCGAGGAGUUACUGUGCCAUAACUUCAGCCUGGAGGGUCCCAUAGACUACAUGCGGGCAGGCUCCAAGGAGGUUGCAGCCUGCUACUUUGGCACCGGCGCAAACUUGCUGCUCAUGGGGCCGAAGUGGAAUGUGGUCAAAGACUACAUUGACCUUUCGCAUUUGAAGGUCUCAGUGAUGGGUCCUAUGGUGUGUCUUUCCGGAGGACAAGACAUUGUACUGCGGCUUUUCCUCUCAUCCACUUCUGAUGCCGACAAGUGGGCAGAGAUUCUCACAGCUGCCAGCUUCAAACGUGCUUCUGACAAGUACGUAGCACACUUGGACAUCAAGAUGCAGAAGCAGCAGAAGGCUGCUCGCAGGGCACAGCAAGCCGCUUCGUUUGGUGCCUUCGUGGAAAGGCUGUGCUCAUCCAGGUCUGCAGCUGCAGCUGAAGCGCGCUUGAAAGCCGUGCUUCCAUCGCACAAUGCCCCACUUCCAAUUCCAGGGGAACACCAUGUCUACCCCGCUCGGUUCUACCUGAAGGACCUCAAAACGGAGGGUGCUGGCCGAGUAUGCAUCCACGGGGAUACCCUGAUCAUGCAGUGGGCAGAGCGUGGUCAGGUCUUGCGGAGAGCGGCCGUCCUGACGGGUGCAACAGCGACAACUGCCACUUUCAUGGUCUCAGUUCGUGGAGCGAACGGGCUUGCCAUGGUUCGGCUGUGGAUGAACGAUGCGGAGGAGGCAGAAGAAAUGGCAAAGGCCAUUGAGGAGAGCGCCAAGGCUUCUGCUGACUUGCUCCAUCGUAAGCCUGCGCCGAGUGCCUCCACCAUGAGGCGACAGAUGGGCGCGGCCGCUGUUGCUGUCUGCAGUUGUGCGCUGCAGGCACCUUGGACAGUGCCCCGAGCCAUCUACCGAACAUUGACCUGCUCUGCAGGCUCUAGCGAGAAGCCAAGUACGAAGACUGGCCGCAUUGAGAACGGCUUGUUCUGCUUGGACGGCAAGUGCCAUGUUCUGUUCCACAAGGAUGCAGUUGCUCGGGCCUGCCAUGCCACGCUUCGCGAAGACAUGUUGUGGUUUGGGGAGAGGGCCAGCGUGAGCGACCAGGUGCUCAGCGUGAUCGGCGCCACCGCCGCGGCUGUCGAUGACAUGGUGGCCAUCUAUGCGCCGAACGGAGAUGUCCACAGGCUCUGGCCGGAUGCAUCGGCCAGCGCUCCGAAGGAUUGGUGCCAGGCAAUCCAGGCUGCGGGCAAGCAGUCUGCCAGCCUGAGCAAGUGGGAGGCCAUGAUCAAGGCGGAGAAGUUUGAGGCCUUCGCAAAGGCAGAGGUGCGGCGCUUGGCUCGUAGCCGGCGCUUCAGGAACCUUGGCGAGCGCUUGAUCUACCUCCCAGCAAAGCUCACUGGUCUUGUCCACUCGGAGCAGCGCAGCGCCAUGCAGGUGCUGAUGGACUGGCAAGAGACGUCGCAAAGACGCAGCGAGAAAAACCGCGCGGAGUCCAGCCUGGUUGGGAAGGUCCAGAAAGGCCGUUUCUUCCGCCGUGCAGAUGCUCGUCAAGCACCUGUGGAAAGGACCCUCGAAAUCAAAGGCGACACCCUGUUCGUGUUCGACGAGGAUGGCAACAUGGAGAAGCCAAUCGUGCUGGCAGGUACCGAAAACUAUGUGAACCAGGCCAUUGUAUCGGUGUGGCGUGAUGGCGUGCUACAGGCGCGCAUGUUCCUGGCCACGGAAAGCAAAGCUGAAAGCUGGGGCGCGGACUUGGAGACGGCCUCAAAGUUGUUGACCAACGCUCCUCGUGUGUCAAGGACAGUCAGCCAGAAGGCAGUUGCUCCUCCAAAACUGCCUCAUGAGGACCACCAUUCAGUGCAGAAGUUGCACAAGACUCGCUCACGGAGGUUCUACAGCAAAGACGUGCCUUCUGGAAAAGAUGACACAGCUGUCCUUCUGCCAGAGGGUGCCAUUGGUGCGUGA